This is a messenger RNA of Diospyros lotus (date-plum), 5311 nucleotides long. RefSeq lists its product as uncharacterized. The transcript has 9 exons. The record is from RefSeq and is a predicted model, not a curated record. Lineage: Eukaryota; Viridiplantae; Streptophyta; Magnoliopsida; Ericales; Ebenaceae. Bases 698 to 4732 code for a protein of 1344 amino acids.
UAUCUUCAUCAUUUGCCUUUAUAUCCUUGAAGAGACACAAGGCAAGGCACUUUUCAUUUCAAAAACCUCUUCUCUCUUCCUCUUCCUCUUCUCUCUUCUGUCUAUCUCUCUGUGCGCAAAGGAGAAAUCCCUAAUCCCCACCCGAUUGAUUGAUUGAUUGAUUUUGCUCUUUCCUUGCGGAAAUCCGAUUCAUCUUUCUCACCGAUUUUCCUUUCCUCUCUUCGCCUACUCUGCCCCCUCAAAAUCGUCGGAUAGAUGCUUUUUCCUUGUUAUUCUCCUCCCGGUUCGUUGACGACUCGACAUUUCCGGUUUUAGGGUUUUUCGUACUCCCCAAUUGCUGGGUUUGAAUUUGACCGGCCUCUGUUUGGGGCUUGUUUAGGGUUUUCGAUAUCGUUUCUAGGGUUUAUAUUUCUUCGGAAAUUUGUUCUUGAAGAUUACGUUUUGGAUUUGGAAAGUCGGUGCCUGGAGUUUGUUUGAGGAAGACGUGCCCACUUUCGGUUGAUAUUCAAUUUGCAUGAUCUUGUCAAUUUGGUGGGAGCGUGUGUGGGUUUUCUGUAUAUCGGUCUGAAGUGAAGUUGAAGUUUCCGUUCUGGGCAGUUUGAAGAUUAUCUGGCAAAUAAAGUCGUAAGGGUUUCUGGGUGGGUGUUUGUGUUUUGGGGUUGCAAAUAGUGUGGUUGUUUGAGAGCAAUUGGCCUGAAUGGGCGAGCAUGAGGGCUGGGCACAGCCAACUGGCCUAGUGCCGAAUGGCCUUUUGCCCAAUGCAGGUCCGCUGAUCCGAGUCCUCGACUUGGACCGAUGGUUGAAGGCUGAGGGGAGAACUACAGAGCUUAUUUCCUGCAUUCAGCCCAACCGGCCGUCCGAAGAACGCCGAAAUGCUGUUGCUGAUUAUGUGAAGCGCCUCAUUAUGAGGUGCUUUCCCUGCGAGGUUUUCACUUUUGGGUCUGUGCCCCUCAAGACCUACUUGCCUGAUGGAGACAUUGACCUAUCAGCAUUUAGUAACAGUCAAAACUUGAAAGACACAUGGGCUAAUCAGGUACGCGAUAUGUUGGAACAAGAGGAGAAGAAUGAAAAUGCUGAGUUUCAUGUAAAGGAAGUUCAGUACAUUCAAGCAGAGGUGAAGAUAAUAAAGUGUCUUGUGGAGAAUAUUGUGGUAGACAUAUCUUUUAACCAGCUUGGUGGCCUAUGCACACUUUGUUUCCUGGAGGAGGUUGAUCAUUUGAUAAAUCAGAAUCACUUAUUCAAGCGCAGCAUUAUAUUGAUCAAGGCUUGGUGUUACUACGAGAGUCGUAUAUUGGGUGCUCACCAUGGACUUAUUUCAACUUAUGCCUUGGAGACUUUAGUUCUUUACAUAUUUCAUGUUUUUAAUAAUUCCUUUACUGGACCACUUGAGGUCCUUUACCGUUUUCUGGAGUUCUUUAGUAACUUUGAUUGGGACAGUUUUUGUGUUAGCCUGUGGGGGCCUGUACCCAUUAGUUCACUUCCUGAUGUAACAGCGGAACCUCCUAGAAAGGACAGUGGGGAUUUACUACUUAGCAAAUUGUUUCUCGAAGGUUGUAGCUCUGUGUAUGCUGUUUCCCCUGGUGGCCAAGAAAAUCAGGGACAACCGUUUAUUUCAAAACAUUUCAAUGUUAUUGAUCCUUUGCGUGUAAACAACAACCUCGGUCGUAGUGUCAGUAAAGGUAACUUUUUCAGAAUACGCAGUGCUUUUGCAUUUGGAGCUAAAAGGCUUGCAAGGUUACUUGAUUGUCCGGAAGAGAAUCUAGUUGAUGAAGUAAACCAGUUCUUUUUGAAUACAUGGGAAAGACAUGGCAGCGGAAAUCGUCCUGAUGCACCAAUAAGUGAUUUGUGGCACUUGAGAUUGUCAACUCCAGAGCAGUUACAGGACAAUGAGAGUGUGAAGAAUAAUGCUAGUGUCAAAAAGUUAAACAAGAAUUCUGCUGGUGGUGACAUUGCAUUUGAUCGAACUCGUUCACGUAAUGUUUCUGUUCGUGGUAAUUAUUCCCCAGAGAGUUUGUCCAGAUCUAGUGAAGCUUCUCGUAGUCAAAGCCAAAAGAGUAGCAACCUAAACAGCCCUAGGGUUUCAGAUCAGGUUGUACGGGAAAUGGCUAAUUAUGGUGUGCCUAUUGAUAAAGGCCAGAUAAGCAUCAGAGCUGAUCAUUCAGUGAAUGACAUACAGGGCAAAUUUAUUUUUGCUAGGACACGCUCUAGUCCUGAGCUUUCUGACUCAUACAGUGAUGCUUCAUCUCGAGGAAGACGCAAUAAAGCACCAGAAAGUGUAAAAACUCAGGCUACACCUGCAAGACAGGAUAAUAACAGGAGGAAGAAUGCUGGAACUGAUAUAUUGGCCAACAAUAGUGCUCGAUCUUCAACUGAUGACCUUUCCUCAGUCAGGCAUAUUCCUUCCCAUCAAAGUCUUGAUGCUGCUGUUGACUCAAAUAGUAGUUCAAAUAGUUAUCAUCGUGAUUCAGGAUCAGGUGCCAUGGGUGAAGAUUUUUCUUCUGUCAGUGGGACCCAGGGAAUGCAUCAGGAAGAGCAGGAUCUUAUUAACAUGAUGGCAUCUUCCUCUGUUCAGGGUCUUAAUGGACAGUUACAUGUGCCAUUGAAUUUAACUUCAGGUCACCUACCUCUUCCAAUCUCACCUUCCAUUCUAGCUUCAAUGGGAUAUCAGAGAAAUUUGGCUGGAAUGCUUCCAACAAAUAUUUCCUUGAUUAAUCCUUCGCAAUUUCCUCAAGGUUUGGUUUCUCCUCCGCUGGCACAUUACUUCCCUGGCAUUGGAUUGACCCCAAAUACUGAAGAUAUGAUUGAACCAGGCAGUGCAAUUUUUGGUUCUGCGCAGAUGAACCCUGAAGAGGCUGAUCAUGAUUUUUGGCAAGAGCAGGAUGUUGGCUCCAGUGGAGGCUUUGAGCCUGACACUGGAAGUUAUGAAAGGCUUCAAUCAGACAGUAAGCCCCAAUCAGGUUCAGUAGGACUGAACUUCAUUCCUUUGUCUCAUUCAAGUGGUUCUGGCAGCUUGAUGAGAGUUGAACAGAUGUUUGCCAAAGAAAACAGAGGGUCUAUGAGGGAAGAUCAGGUAGAUAGUUUCACUUAUCAAGAUAACAGACAUGACAUUUACCCUGAUGACAGAACUAUCAGUUCAAGGUUCUCACCAAUUGCACGCAGCAAUUCUCUGAGAAGUAAAGCCUCUUCAGAGAGUUCUUGGGAUGGAUCAACAAAGGUCUCAAAAUCAACAAGGGAAAAAGGGGGAAAGAAAGCAGGUCUUGGAGAGCUGUCUUCCAUGUAUGGGAAAGGUAAAAAUGUGCCUGAACAUGCCCCUCAGCCUGAGGAUGAUGACAGAGAUUGGAAUCCACUGCCCACUAUGAGCACUGAAAUUACAGAAAGAAGCUCGGGUCUUCAGCCUGUUGGUUCUUUACAUAGUCCUAUGCCGCAAAUACAAGGUUAUGAACUAUCUCAGACAAGUGGGUCAGAUUCAAUAAUGCCCAUGGCCCCUAUGCUACUAGGUCCAGGUUCUCGGCAAAGAGUAAUGGAUAAUUCUGGGGUUGUGCCCUUUGCAUUUUAUCCAACUGGACCCCCUGUCCCAUUCCUUACAAUGCUUCCUGUCUAUAAUAUUCCACCUGAGACUGGGACUUCUGAUGUGUCCACAAGCCAUUUUGGUGGGGAAGAGGGUCCGGAUAGCAGUGAUUCUGGUCAAAAUUUUGAUUCAGCUGAGGGGCUCGAUCAGUCCGAGGAACUAAAUACUACCAACUCUUCAGGGAUUGCUGCUUUUGUUGAGACAUCAAGUGACCAUAAGUCCGACAUUCUUAAUAGUGACUUUGCCAGCCAUUGGCAAAAUUUGCAAUAUGGGCGGUUUUGCCAAAACCCACGCUACCAUGGGGGGCCACUGAUUUAUCCUCCUGUUGUUGUGCCGCCUGUAUAUCUUCAAGGUCGUUUUCCUUGGGAUGGUCCUGGAAGACCCCUGUCAACCAAUAUGAAUAUGAAUGUCUUCACUCAGCUUAUGGGUUAUGGUCCUCAGCUGAUUCCUGUUACUCCAAUCCAGUCUGCUUCUAAUAGACCUCCCAAUGUCUAUCAGCGUUAUGUUGACGAGAUGCCUAGAUAUCGUAGUGGGACUGGAACUUAUCUGCCUAAUCCAAAGGUUUCUGCUAGGGACCGACAUUCUUCAGGUUCCAGAAGGGGGAAUUACAAUUAUGAUAGAAGUGACAACCAAGGUGAUAGGGAGGGUAACUGGAAUGUCAAUUCAAAAUCAAGGACUCCUGGACGCAGCCAUAGUCGCAGCCAAAAUGAGAAGUCUAACUCAAGGCUGGACAGGUUGGCCGGCAGUGAGAGCCGAGCAGACAGGUCACGGAGCUCAUACAGAAAUGAUUCCAUUCCUUCUUACCAGUCUCAAAAUGGUCCACUGCGUUCUAAUUCCAGCCACAGUGGCCCUCCCAGUAUGACAUAUGACAUGUAUACCUUUCCAACCAUGAACCCUAAUGGAGUAUCAUCAAAUGGACCAACUGUGCCUUCUGUUGUUAUGCUAUAUCCGUUUGACCAUAAUGGGAAUUAUGGCUCACAUGCUGAACAGCUAGAGUUUGGAUCUCUUGGGCCCGUGGGUUUCUCAACCAUGAAUGAACAACCACAGCUAACUGAAGGAACUCGGCCAAGGGGUGCAUUUGAGGAACAGAGAUUUCAUGGGGGUUCUGUGCAACGGUCUUCACCAGAUCAACCAUCAUCUCCCCGCUUUCAAAGGAGGGUUUGAUUAUUUUGCCAGAUCGGUGGCCCAAAGGAAUUAUCAGUUGAAAGAUGAGGAUUUCCCACCCCUUGCUUUUCAGAACCAGGUAGAAAAUGAGAUUUUGGGGAAUCUAUAACAAGAAAACCUCUCAUGACCAGGCCUUAAUGUUACCCUUUCACUCUUAAAAAGAAAACACCUGGACAGUGUCUUGAUGAUUGCUUAAAACUUUUCUAAUGAAAUGCUCAACAUAAUACCGGGUUAAUGCUUGUAUGUAAACUACCAAGACAGCUCCUAAACCACCAGACCUUUUCAAGGGCAUAAAAGUGUGGCGGGAAGGGGAAGCAGGACAACCUAAAUUCUUCUUUUCCUUUGUAGGGUUUGAACAGUUGUAAUUCCUCUGAAGAUCUCUUCCGAGGUUUAGAGCUUAGGGUUUUUUACAUUGUUAUAAAGCUAUUAUUGCAGGAUUUUCCUCUAUAAGUUCUCUUAGGUUUCAUAAACACCAACAAAUAUGUAUUAGGUAUAUUUAGAUUUCUCAGGAACUAACAGUGUACUGAUAUGAUGGUAAAGAUGAAAUUUAGAUGAUAAAGAAUCCCAUUUUGAAACUAA